AUUGUGGCUGAGCGGAGUGAGGAGAGCAGAGUGCACGAUGGCUGUCGGGAAUUUUUGACUAUUUACGUGCUCUCUUCUCUGAAUUUGUUCUGCAUUUAUGAUGCAGAGGAUGGAUAUUCCUGAAGGAGCAGUUGUACAGCCACAUAAAAAGAAGCCUGAGGACCCCCCUUUCCUGACCGUUGGUACUGAGGUGUCAGCCAAGUACAAGGGUGCUUUCUGUGAGGCAAAGGUCCACAAGGUUGUCAAAUCAGUCAAGGUUAAAGUAACCUUUAAACUAGGCUUAGGCUCAGCAGUUGUACCUGAUGACUUGGUUAAAGGUGUUUUGAAAAUUGGUGCCCAAGUCAAAGCGAGCCAUCCAGAUAAAAAUCAGUUUGUAGAUGCCAUUGUAAACAAAAUUCAAGAUUGCAGUCAGUAUACAGUUGUCUUUGAUGAUGGUGACAUAACAACACUCCGCCGAACAUCCCUGUGCCUGAAGAGUGGAAGGCACUUUGCUGAGAGUGAGACCCUAGACCAGCUGCCUCUCACUCACCCAGAACACUUUGGGACCCCUGUGGUUGGAGGAAGGCGAGGGCGCAGGUCUAGACCACAUGCAGAUGGUGAAGAUUCUGGAGAAGAGGAUGAUGAUGUCCACAAGAGGCAUCGCUCAAGACGUGAGGAGUGGGAGUCGGAUAUUGGCAAAGUUGUUUGUGUGGAGCUCGGGGACAAGAAAAAGCAGAAGGACAACUGGUUCCCAGGGCUUGUGGUUGCUCCGACGGCCCAAGACUCUGUCAAGAUUGAGACCAAAAAGGACUACCUGGUCAGGUCAUUUCAGGAUGGAAGAUAUUACACGGUACCAAAGAAAGAAGCUUCGCCUUUUAGCCGUGAGGUCGGGAGCAAGGUUUCUCAGAGUGCUCUCAAGACGGCUGUAGAAAAGGCCCUGCUCUUCAUGACAAACGAUGAGCUGCCACCCCAUUGGGACCGCGACCUUCUCUUUGGCACAAACGUUUCUGACGAUGAUUCAGAUAGGGACGGGUCGGACUCUGACAGUUCUGAUGAUGAGCCAAGAGAGGAGAAGGAUCAUUUUGUUGCACAACUGUACAAGUUCAUGGAGGAGUGUGGAACCCCAAUUAAUAGUGGACCAACUGUAGGGAACAAGGAUUUGGACUUGUACAAGCUUUUUAAGGUGGUUCAGAAAUUGGGAGGUUUUAACCGUGUAAUGAACCAGAACCAAUGGAAAGUAGUGUCCAAUAAAAUGCAACUUCAGUCUCUUGGCUCUCAGGCUCCUAACCACAUCAAAGCUGCAUAUAAGAGAUAUCUCCAAAGUUUUGAGGACUUUUACCGCAAGUUGGGGUGCACAAUGGUGAGCAAUCCACGUGGUUCAAGGACGAGGCACCGCUCGGGUAGAAGCUUGAUCAGGGACUGUGACCGAACACCCAGGGCUUCCAAGAAAAAAGAUAAUGACAGCUGUGAGUCGACAGAAGAUGAGAAUGAGAAAAAGGAGGAAGGAGGAGGAGGGCAAGAAAGGAGAGAAAAGAAAAGGGGAGAAGGAAGAGAGCAAGAAAGAGUCAUUGCAAUAAAUGUAAAACAAGAGAGCAAAUCUCAGAACUCCCCUGAGAGAGAGUCAACAGGAGUCAAAGAGAGAUCACGAGAAGCUGCAGGGAGCCGGGAGAGGUCACGGGAGCCAGCCAUGACAAGGGAGCGAUCAAGGGAGCCUGUGGUGAUGCGGGAGAGGUCUCGGGAACCAACUGCAGGGAAGGACAAGUCACGGGAUUCAUCAUCAACUAGCAAAGAGCGGAAUCGUGCAGACACCAGUGGGAAGGACCAGACAGCCAGUGAAGCAGGGGUGAAAGAACGUGGAAGGGAGCCACGCACACCCCGCUCGGAGGCUAAGAACCGCGCCGCCAAGGUGGAGGCAGCCGAGGUAAAGACUCGUUCCAGCGCUAAGGAGGAAAAGCAAGAAGCUACCCCAGAGGUCAAGACACGUUCCAGCACUAGGGGCUCAAACAAGAUCCUCCAGGCAUCGGGAGGAGAGCCGUGAGAAGGAUGAAUCAACCAAGAAGACAGCCACCCCAACCCGUAAAACCAAGAAUGAGAGAGCAGCCAUGUCCCUCAUCUGUGUGAAGGCUGAGGAUGACACAGAGGGUGAUGAUGAAACGGCCUCUUCGUCCUCGACCACACCAACCCCAGUCAGCUCAACACACUCAGGGGCCUCUGUAGCAGCAAGCCCUGCCAGUGAGAAAAAAGCAAGCAAAAGUAAGAACAAAGGUCAGAAGGCAGUGGCAGUUACAACAGCAGCACCAAUCCCAGCAGAAGACUCUCCUGGGGCCUCCCAGCUCAUGUCCCCGUCAGUGUUGGAGACAAGUUGCGUGUGCUAUAUGGACCCAAUGCCAAAGAAUCAAAAGUGACCUAUGAAGCUAAGGUCACAACAGCCUCCUCACCAAAGACAAGUGCUACCAAGCGUGGCCGCCCCCCAGGUGGAAUGCGUGAGCGGCGUGAGAGUGAUCGUAGUGAGCGGAGUGACACCAGUGGCACAAGCAGUGUCUCAGGCCCUAGCACAAGAGCAGCGCGUGAGAGCACACUUGACACAACAGAAAGUGAUAGCGAGGAGUAUGAAUCUGAUGCUGACACUGGCUCUGAAAAGUCCCGCACCAGAUCAAGCACAGAAAAGGCUCCAGCCACAGCCUCGGUUUCUGCUUCAUCUACUCCUGUGUCUGAACCUUCUACUACUGUAAGUACUGUGUCUGAAAAAACUGUAAAAGAGACACCAGCAAAGGUGCAAGUGGUAGAAGUAAAGGAAGAGAAGGUGGAGCAGGAACCAUGUGGGAAGGACAUUGAUCUGAAUGCCAUUAUAUCUGAGAUGAAGGGUUUGGAUAAACCAAUAAAGAAGGAAGAGGACCGUGUAGUUGUGAAGGAAACAGCUCCUAGAAUACUAUCUCCAGUGAUGCAGACAUCCUUCACCACUCCUGAGAAAAAGACUCCUGAGUUGCAAGCCAAGAAAGUCCUAGAGAUUACCCCUAAAAAACCAGUCCCAGAAUCUCCAGGGAAAAACAUCACCCAAGACCCCAUAAAACUACUCUCUCCGAAAGCUGAGUCUUUGGAAGAUGAUGUGUAUGAAUUUAAAGAGCCAGAGCCUUUUGAUUUUGGAGAGAUUCGUGCCAGGAAGGACACACGAACCAAAGCAAGCAUGGGGGCCCUAGCAUCAGAUGAAGCUGAGGCAGAUACCAAAGUUAAGAAGAAGGGUCGACCAAGAAAGGAUGUGAAGGAGGGAGAUGGUGACAAGACUGAGUCUGACAGUGAUACUGCCCCAAGCCCUCAGAAGAGAAUAAUGCUUCCCAGGGAGGCCAGAGAGUCACCUGUCAAGUGGCCAAUUGGUGAUUUGAAGGAGGUGGCUCCCCAGCCAGAAGUCAGUACAACACCAGAGAAAAAGGAAGCAGUUACAGUAACCACUAUUAUUUCCCCCGUUCGUAAAGUCUUGAUCAAGAGAGAGACACCAGUCAAGAGCGAGCAGGCCACGGUUCAGCCCACAGAAGUCAAGGUGAGCAAGCAAGAAUCGCCAAAGUGUCAAUCUCCAAAGCAGAAUCAGCAGGAAAUCCCUGCACCAAGUUUGCCAAUGAAAGAACCAGUAAGAAUCAAUGUCACACAAAUAAAAGCCAAGCCAGUGAAUACCAGCGACAGAGGCAUAGCUAUCCCCAAGCCAAGUGGACCUACAUCUCACUUACUUGCUCAAGCUGUUAUGCCUGUAAUUGAAUCUAAAGCUCUUGCUAAGCCUGUUCCUAAGCCAACAUUUGAUGCCAAAGUGGAUAAACCUCCACCUUCUGUCAAGUCCGAAGACAAAGUUGAGGCCAAGGUUAUUCCCUUUUCCCAGAGACAGCAACAUAUAUUCCCACAUCUCCUGAACCGGCCAGAGACCAGUGAUAAGGCAAAGGAUGUACCACAACGAAUUACAGCUUCUGCCAUCCAGUCACCACCAAGGGAUUCUACACCAGUGCUGGAAUCUACAUCUUUAAGCCAGAGUGGGUCAGAUGUGGAGAGAAUCAAGAGGGAAUCCUCAGUGGAGGAGACCAUAGAAGCAGUCAUCAAGCGAGCCCGACAAGACAAGCCGGAGGUAAAGGAAGAUGACGAUAAGUCUGAAGGGAAGGCAAGUCCCGACAAGAAGCGGAGGACAUCAGGGAGAGGAAAGAAGGUUUUGAGCCGUGAGUUCCUCCCAGACACAUCUGAGGAAUCAGACUCUGAUGGUAGGCUCUCCAGACCUGAGACAGAGCGAAGGACACGAAGACCCAGGCUGGUUGUAGAUGGAGAGCAUGCCAUGAUCAAGCGGGCACAGAGACUGGUGUCUGACACAGAAAAGAAAAGUGGCCGGAGAAGAGAGGCAGAAGUAUGGACAGAGAAGGGAACAGUCCCACCACCUACAAGUCUAAGUAAGGGGAAACUCUCAAGAAGACUGGAGGCUGAAGACCAGAAAGAAGGGGAAGAGGCAGAGGUGGAAGGGGUCCGCCACAUCAGGAAAAAACCUCGUGCCUCAGCAUCAGCCACACCCAAAAGGUAUGAGGAAGAGGGCCUUGGUGACCUCCUUUGUGAGGAAACUAUCCCGCCUGGGAGUCCCAUGACCCAUGAUGCCAUCACAGCAGAGGCUGAGCUUCCCCAGCGACCAGAUAUGAAGCAUGAGAUGCCUUUUGCCAGUGUACCCACUGGAAGCAGCUUCGGGAAGAGAGGGCCUGUGCCGCCAGGGGGACCACAGCCACCUUCAAAUCCAACACAACCUCAUGUGGCACAGUCGCAGCCCUCCCCUCAGCAUCAGCAGAUGCACCAGUUGACCAAGCAGCCACAGCCACAGCUUCCCCCACAGCAGAAGCAUCAGAUCUUAGUUCCUCAGCAGAAAAUACAUCCCAAAACAGUACAACAGCAGCAGCAACAACAACAAAAACAUGAGCAGCAGCACCAUAAGCAGCAACAGCCACCACAACAACAACCACAACAGCAGCAACAACAACAACAGCAGCAGCACCACCACCAACAACAGCCAAAGCAGCAACAGCAGCACCAGCAACCACAACAACAGCUACAGCAGCCAUCCCCAUCGCAGCCACAUCAGCAUCACCAGCCACAUCUUCAUCCACAUCUUCAUCAUCCGUCUCAGUCUCAACUUCAACCUCAGUCUCAACCUCAGGCUCAACCUCAGGCUCUUGCUCUUCCUCUCCCACAACUCCAUCACCAACAGCAGCAGCAACAACAGCAACAGCAACUACUUCACCAUCAGCCACAACAGCAACAUAAAUCACAACCAAAGCAGCAACAGUUGCACCCACAACAAAGAACACUUCAACAACAGCAGUUGCCUUUACAGCAGCAACAGCAACCCCAGCAAUCAGCACAGCUUCAGCAGCUACAGCAGGUGCCACAGCAAUCACCACCACCUCAACAUCACCAGCCACAGUUACCACAUCAGUCCCCUAAGCAGCAGCAACAACAGAUGUCACAGUUACCACAACAGCAGCAGCUGCAGCAGUCACCACAACAGCAGUCUCCAACACAACCCCCCUCGCAACCACUGCCUCCUCCAGCAUGGUUUCCAGGUGUCACAAGCAGGCCAGCAUCUGAACCAGCAGAAGAUUCAGCAUCCACAGCACCAGAAGCAACAGCUGUAUCCUGCAACUCAGUCUGAUCACCAGCAGGUGCAGCACCAACAGCAGCAACAGUCUUACCAGCGGUCUCACCUCCAACAGCACCAACACUCCCAGCAGCACCAACAGUUAUCCCAGGACCAGCAUCAGCACCCACCUCCCCCUCAGCCACACCAGGUAACCCCAAGACAUGCACCAGGCAUCAGCAAUGCAGUCAUAAGCCCUAACCUUGCUGUUGUAGCAGCUGUGGCAGCUGCAGUAAGUCCAAGAAACUGUGGGGCUGUAGCAAGUGGAUCCACAGCCUCACCAUCAGGUGGGACAGGUGCUACUAGUGCUCUGCCAGGGACAGGAGGAGCAGCUGGAGCCCAGGCACACUCAACAGCCCAGGCCACCAUAGACAACACUCCACCUACAACGCCUGAAAGCAUUAUUUCAAAUAUUUCAGAUUCAGUCAAAGGGGACAAUGAGGUUUCAAAGCUGGAUGAGUCCAGUAAAUCUGGAAGAGAUUCAUCAGAAGUAGAAUUAGAAAGUCUAGCUGACAAUAGUAAGAUGGAUCAGUUUUCUGAAGAUUCCAACACAAUGGACAGUACGCUGGGGAGUGAGCCCCGGCGCCGUGGGAGGUUGGUCACACCUGUAAAGCGACCUCAUGAGAGCCACACAGGCCACCUCCCUCAGGUAAGCCUGGCUGAUGGCGAGGGCUCAGAGACAGAGGAGGGGCACUCCGCAGCGGCCGUCCCUAAGAAAAGGCGGAGAGGCCCCAGGGCUCGCGCCAGCAAUGACCCUGACGAGGAAGACAGCAGCAGCAAGAAACUCAGCAGCCAAGGCAACUACUCAGGCAGGAGAAGAAACCGGCAUCCAUCAGCAAGAGGAG
Penaeus monodon (black tiger shrimp) is the source of this 6471-nucleotide messenger RNA. It is a transcript of the gene htk, whose product is annotated as AT-rich interactive domain-containing protein 4B-like. Gene Ontology annotation, molecular function: transcription cis-regulatory region binding. NCBI's taxonomy places the organism in Eukaryota, Metazoa, Arthropoda, Malacostraca, Decapoda, Penaeidae. Gene Ontology annotation, cellular component: nucleus. The record is from RefSeq and is a predicted model, not a curated record. Gene Ontology annotation, biological process: regulation of transcription by RNA polymerase II.